Messenger RNA from Penicillium longicatenatum, 1053 nucleotides. RefSeq names its product alcohol dehydrogenase family protein. Bases 1 to 1053 code for a protein of 350 amino acids. The record is from RefSeq and is a predicted model, not a curated record. The transcript has 5 exons. Gene Ontology annotation, molecular function: zinc ion binding; oxidoreductase activity. NCBI's taxonomy places the organism in Eukaryota, Fungi, Ascomycota, Eurotiomycetes, Eurotiales, Aspergillaceae.
AUGCAAUCGGUGGUUUUCAAAGGUCCUUUGCAAGUUGCUCUGGAGGAGCGCCCACGGCCCCAAAUCAAAGAUGCUAAAGACGUGAUCGUGAAAGUACGGUACACGGCAUUAUGUGGCAGUGAAUUGCACGUCUUUCGUGGACAUCAACCCUCGGGAACGGGAUUCAUCAUGGGCCACGAAUUUACAGGCGAGGUUUUUGAAAUCGGAAAUGAAGUCAAGACCUUCAAAACAGGAGAUCGUAUUGUAUCACCCUUCACAGUCAGUUGUGGAGACUGUUUCUACUGUGAUGGCGGAUUUUCGUCGCGCUGUGCUCGAGGUCAGCUCUAUGGAUCCGCAGUUUUAGAUGGUGGACAAGCGGAAUACGUCCGUGUACCCCUAGCAGACGCCACCUUAGUCCAUGCACCCCCGACAAUCGACGAAAAAAAGUUGGUCCUGAUGGCGGACAUUUUCCCCACGGGGUAUUUUGCCGCUUCAAACGCCUUCCGCUCGCUUGACUCGGCGACCAUCGAAAAGAGCACCGUGCUCCUCUUUGGAUGCGGACCGGUGGGCAUUUGCGCUCUAGUCAGCGCCCUGGACUUUCGCCCUAAGAAUUUGAUUGCGAUCGACAGUGUGCCAUCUCGUCUUGAGCUGGCUGCAAGCCUUGGCGCGGAGGCGUGGAACUACCAACAAGAUGAGCAGGGUUUGCGGGAGAGAGUUAAGACUUUGACGGAUGGCCGGGGUGCGGAUGUUGUAAUUGAGGUUGUGGGGCAUAGUAGCGCAUUGCGGAUGGGAUUUGAGAUGUUGCGCCCGUGGGGAAUUUUGUCUAGUGUGGGCGUGCAUAAUGGCGAGAUUCCCUGGACCGGUAAUGAAGCUUAUGGGAAAAAUUUGCGUAUUCAGAUGGGACGGUGUCCUGUGCGGAGUAUUUUUGGUGAGGCCAUGGAGCUUUUGGCGAAGAAGCAGGAUGUCCUUAAUUUUAUGUCGGAUGAUAUCCGACCUCUUUCUCAAGCCGUGCAAGCUUUCGAUGAUUUCAACAACAUGCGAUGCCAGAAGGUCAUCUUUGAGGCAGAUAAGUAG